This is a messenger RNA of Lachancea lanzarotensis, 4383 nucleotides long. It is a transcript of the gene RPO31, whose product is annotated as LALA0S01e16204g1_1. Gene Ontology annotation, biological process: DNA-templated transcription. The coding region runs from base 1 to 4383 and encodes 1460 amino acids. The record is from RefSeq and is a predicted model, not a curated record. The transcript has a single exon. Gene Ontology annotation, molecular function: DNA binding; DNA-directed RNA polymerase activity. NCBI's taxonomy places the organism in Eukaryota, Fungi, Ascomycota, Saccharomycetes, Saccharomycetales, Saccharomycetaceae.
AUGAAGGAAGUAGUGGUGGACAUAGCGCCCAAAAGGAUUAAAGGCCUUGAGUUCAGCGCGCUUUCAGCUAGCGAUAUAGUUGCUCAAUCGAAAGUAGAAAUCACUACAAGAGAUCUUUUCGACUUGGAGAGUGGCAGAAAACCUAAAGAUGGAGGUGCUCUGGAUACACGAAUGGGAGUUUCGUCAUCGCAUGCAGAGUGUUCAACUUGUCAUGGGAAUCUUGCAUCUUGUCAUGGUCAUUUUGGCCACAUCAAGUUGUCACUGCCUGUUUUCCAUGUAGGGUACUUCAAAGCCACUAUUCAGGUUUUGCAAUCCGUGUGUAAAGGCUGUGGUGCCCUGUUACUAUCUGAAGAGGACAAAAGACAAUUUUUGAGCGAACUACGUCGUCCUGGCAUAGACAAUUUGAGAAGAAUGGGGAUUUUGAAAAAAGUCGUGGAUCAGUGCAAAAAACAGAGGAGAUGUUUUGCAUGUGGUGCGUUGAAUGGUGUAGUUAAGAAAGCUGCUGCAGGUUCUGGUUCUGCCUCGCUCAAAAUAUUACAUGACACUUUCAGAUGGGUGGGUAAGAAAUCUGCACCAGAAAAGGAUAAAUGGUUUGGAGACUGGAAAACAGUUCUCGCCCAUAGUCCAGAGCUCGAACGUUACGUAAAGCGAUGCACCGAUGAUCUGAACCCUUUAAAGGUACUAAAUUUAUUCAAGCAAAUUGCAUCUGAAGACUGUGAGCUACUAGGGAUUGAUAGUUCUGUCAAGUCAGGCAGACCAGAAACUUACAUCUGGAGAUACUUGCCUGCACCGCCAGUGUGUAUUCGUCCAUCUGUUAUGAUGCAGGACUCUCCUGCUUCAAAUGAAGAUGAUUUGACUGUGAAGCUUACAGAGAUUGUGUGGACCUCUUCUCUGAUCAAAGCAGGUCUGGAAAAGGGUAUAUCGAUCAACAACAUGAUGGAGCAAUGGGACUAUCUGCAAUUGGCAGUUGCCAUGUACAUUAAUUCUGAUUCGGUUAACCCGGCUAUGAUGCCAGGAGGGAAUGCCGGUGGGAAGACUAAGCCAAUUAGAGGUUUCUGUCAAAGACUGAAAGGUAAGCAAGGUCGUUUCAGAGGUAACCUUUCCGGUAAACGUGUAGAUUUCUCAGGCAGAACAGUCGUUUCACCGGAUCCAAACCUUUCAAUCGAUCAAGUGGCGGUACCUGAUCGUGUUGCUAAAGUACUCACGUACCCUGAGAUGGUCACACGCUAUAACAAACAAAAAUUGCAACAGCUGGUGAUAAACGGUCCUAAUGAACACCCGGGAGCUAAUUAUAUCUUGAAGAAAGAUGAAGAAGCAAGACGAAACCUACGUUACGGUGAUCGUUUGAAGCUUGCCAGAAAUCUUCAGUUUGGUGAUGUGGUUGAAAGACAUCUAGAAGAUGGUGACGUCGUUUUAUUUAACAGACAACCCUCGUUACACAGACUUUCUAUUUUAUCGCACUUUGCGAAAAUCAGGCCUUGGAGAACCUUCAGGCUGAACGAAUGUGUGUGUACCCCAUACAACGCGGAUUUCGAUGGUGACGAAAUGAACUUACAUGUUCCUCAGACGGAGGAGGCUCGUGCUGAGGCCAUCAAUCUUAUGGGUGUGAAAAAUAAUCUUCUGACACCCAAAUCUGGGGAACCUAUUAUUGCUGCAACUCAAGAUUUCAUUACCGGGUCAUAUCUUAUUUCGCACAAGGACUCGUUUUACAACAGAGCUGAGUUUGUCCAGCUUUUGUCGAUGAUGUCGGAUGGAAAUUUGCAGUUUGAUAUACCGCCUCCAGCCAUUAUGAAACCUUACUACAUGUGGACUGGAAAGCAAGUGUUUUCCCUUCUCAUCAGACCAAAUAAGAAAUCCUCUGUCGUCAUCAACUUGGAUGCCAAAAAUAAGGUCUACAUCCCUCCGAAGAGGAAAGAAUUUCCUAAUGAGAUGUCUCAAAAUGAUGGUUUCGUUGUCAUCCGUGGGUCUCAAAUCUUAAGUGGUGUCAUGGACAAGUCUGUGUUGGGUGAUGGUAAGAAACACUCGGUAUUUUACACAAUCUUAAGAGAUUUCGGACCGCAGGAAGCCGCUUUCGCUAUGAACAGAAUGGCAAAAUUGUGCGCUCGUUUUCUGGGCAACAGGGGCUUCUCAAUCGGUAUUAGCGAUGUUACACCAGGUUUUGAACUGAAACGGCAAAAGGAAAGUAUGGUCGAAGAUGCGUACUCGAAAUGUGAUGAACUCAUUGAAUUAUUCGACAAGGGAAAGUUGGAAACUCAGCCCGGAUGUAAUGAGGAGCAAACAUUGGAAGCCAAGAUUGGUGGUUUGUUAUCGAAAGUCAGAGAAGAAGUCGGUGAGGUAUGCAUCAAGGAGCUGGAUAACCUGAACGCGUGUCUAAUCAUGGCAAAUUGUGGUUCUAAGGGUUCGAAUUUGAACGUAUCCCAAAUGGUGGCUGUUGUGGGUCAGCAAAUUAUAUCUGGUAAUCGUGUCCCCGAUGGCUUCCAGGACCGUUCCUUACCUCACUUUCUGAAAAAUUCCAAAACACCACAGUCGAAGGGUUUCGUGAGAAACUCAUUCUUCACCGGCCUAACACCGCCAGAGUUUUUGUUUCACGCCAUUUCUGGGCGUGAGGGUCUGGUAGAUACAGCCGUCAAGACCGCUGAAACAGGUUACAUGUCUCGUAGGUUAAUGAAAUCACUGGAAGACCUGUCAUGUCAAUACGACAACACUAUUAGAACCUCCUCGAACGGUAUUGUACAGUUCACUUAUGGAGGUGAUGGAUUGGACCCUAUUGAUAUGGAAGGCAAUGCACAGCCUGUAAAUUUCGCGAGAUCAUGGGAACAUGCUAACAACGUUACGUUCAAUCACAUCGACCAAGGGUUACUACCUUACCAAAUAAUGCAGCAGACGAACAGAAUUUUGGAACCGCUUGAAGAAAAGUUGGUCCGAUUCGAUAAUUUGGGGAAUCUAGUUACCGGACAUGAGGCGCACUGUGUGGAAUUUAUUGAUCAGCACGAUGCGGAAAGAAACUUCUACCAAUCUCUGAGGUCAUAUCUGCAUGAAAAAGCCAGUCACUUGGCAACGACAAGAAAGCACAAAGGUUUAAUGGAAUAUUUGGAAGAACCCGCUGCCGAAUUACAAGAAAUGGAUCUGGACGACAAAGCUUCUGAUGCAGCCAUAGCAUCGGUCUCUCAAUUGUGCAAAAUCACGUCGUCGUUGGUUGCUACGUUUUUGGAAAUCGCGAUCUUCAAGUAUCAUAAAGCAAAGGUUGAACCUGGUACGGCAGUAGGUGCAGUAGGUGCUCAUUCUAUUGGUGAACCUGGUACACAAAUGACACUAAAAACAUUUCACUUUGCUGGUGUCGCUUCCAUGAAUGUUACGCUUGGUGUACCUCGUAUCAAAGAAAUCAUCAACGCCUCUAAGGUCAUUUCAACACCUAUCAUCAACGCUGUUCUUGUCAAUGACAAUGAUGAAAGAGCAGCUAGAGUUGUCAAGGGAAGAAUUGAAAAGACUCUGAUGUCCGACGUAGCCUUCUAUAUCCAGGAUGUCUACCGAGACAACAUGUCGUUUUUACAAGUCAAAGUCGACUUGAGCACCAUCGAAAAAUUGCAAUUAGAGUUGACGGUUGAAGAUAUUGCAGUUGCGAUAACUAGAGCUGCCAAACUCAAAAUUGCAGCUUCUGAUGUCACUAUUGUUGGUAAGGAUAAGAUUAAUAUCAAUGUCUAUCCAGACGGUGCUAAACUCAAAUCGAUUUCUACUUUAGCUAAGGAGCCUGCUGAAAAUGAGCUGUUCUACAGGAUUCAGCAUCUACGUCGUGCAUUGCCCGCCAUAGUCGUUAAGGGUCUUCCGGACAUUGCUAGAGCAGUUAUCAAUGUUAAGGAUAAUGAUAAGAGAGAACUUUUGGUCGAAGGAUAUGGUUUACGCGAUGUGAUGACCACGGAUGGUGUCAUAGGUUCGAAGACCAAGACAAAUCAUGUCUUGGAAGUUGUUAGUGUAUUGGGUAUUGAGGCGGCCAGGGCCAGUAUCAUUGGUGAAAUCGACUAUACCAUGAGUAAUCACGGAAUGAGUGUUGAUCCUCGUCACGUACAGCUGUUGGGUGAUGUAAUGACCUACAAGGGCGAGGUGUUGGGUAUCACUCGUUUUGGUCUCAGUAAGAUGAGAGACUCGGUACUGCAACUCGCCUCGUUCGAGAAGACCACAGACCAUUUGUUCGACGCCGCCUUUUACAUGAAAAAAGAUGCUGUUGAAGGUGUGUCGGAAUGCAUUAUUUUGGGCCAGACCAUGUCCAUUGGUACAGGUGCCUUCAAAGUGGUAAAAGGUACGGCGCUAUGUACCGAAGAUCUAAAACCAAAGCCCGUACUUUUCGAAGAUUUGUGCAACAACAUGUCCACUCUAAAGGUCAACUAG